UGGAGAUACUAAACAAAAAUAUAAUAGAAUCGAAUCAACAUGACGGACAUAAAUGUGACAACAAACAGUCGUCGACUGGGCAACUGUGAGGUGUGUGCCACCACAGCCGCCCGCUACGCGUGCCCCAAAUGUGAGGUGAAAACGUGCUCAGUUGCCUGCGUCCAAAUACAUAAGCGAGAGCUGAACUGUGAUGGGCAGCGGGAUCGUACGAAAUUCAUGCCACUCAGCAAAAUGACCGAACGUGAUUUCAUGAGCGACUAUUGCUUUCUGGAGGAAUGUACCCGGUAUGCGGCGCAACGGAAACGGGAUUACUGCAAGCGCUAUACGCAUCAGCAGCGACAACUGUUGCCGUUGCACAGAUUGCGGUCGGCUGCCCUGCGACGCGGCACACGACUGCGACUGUUGCUGGCGAACUUCAGUCGACACAAGGAGAACACAACGUAUUUGAAUUGGAAAGAACAGCGCAUCCAUUGGCACAUCGAAUGGCUGUUUGUGGGACCAAUGAUGGAGCCUCUACGCUAUGUGGACACACGCUGCGAUGAGCAGCAAACGCUUGCCACACUCCUGCACAAGUAUCUGGACAAAGCUGGCGCGGAGCGAAAAGUGUUGCGGAAUCAUCAGAUCGCUGGCAUUGGUCAGCUCAGCCUGUGGUUGCGGGCGGAAGGUGUGCGUCGCAGUGGGACACGCUGUUACCCAUUGAUGGCACAUAAAACGUUAUGUGAUAAUCUCGCCGGCAAGACAAUUGUUGAGUAUCCCGCCAUUUAUGUAAGCUACGACCAAAGUCCGCCGGCGGGCUAUGACAUUGUUGACAGCGAUGAUGAAUUCGAUGCCAUCAGCAAUCAGCAGACGAAAUCAGACAACACCAGCCAGCAGCCAGCAGCAAAGAAAAGCAAAGCAGCACAGGUAACAAAGGAGGAGCUGCUGCCAGAAGCACACGAUGUUUACGAGCUGGCAGCCAGUUUCGGGGCCGAUGAUGAUCCAAACGGCACAGCUGAUAGCUCCUCGUCCAGCGAUGAUGACGGACGACAAUAGCUGAUCUCUUAAUACUAUAAUUAAGGUCAAAUUUUAAGCUUAAAGUUAAACAGUUAUAUUAUGUAUACCUAUUUUUUUGGUCUUAAGAAAGAUUUAUGAAUCCGCACUUACAAGUUGCAUUAGAAUUUAGACCAGAAAAUUAUAAAUCAUUUCCAAAAUGUUUUUAGAAUUUGUGCACCCUUGUGGCCUUGAAAAUUGUAAUUAAUAUUGCAAUUGGAUAAAAAACUGAAUUUGGGAACUAAAUGUUGACUGAAAUUUGUAUGUUUAUUUUCAACAUUUCGAUGGAAUCGUUAGUGAAGUAUUCGACCUGAUCGAUAAAUGUCAAUACCGUAAAUUUGAAUUGAAAAUAUCGAAUCUAUCGGAUGAAGGCAUUUUGUUCGAUUUUUCUAUAUAAUUUGAGAUCAAUUACUAUAAAAUAUAGGUAUAUACCAUAUCAACUCCUGUCGCCCCAUGUUUGGGCUACUUGCUCGCCCAAUGCCAGUGAAUUAUGAUGAUUUUAAGGAUGGCUGUUAAGCUCCAUCUCUUUUCCAGUUAAUUCUCUUUUUUCCACAGUAAAAACAUGUUGUUUGGCAAGUAUUUUUCAUAUCAUUGAUUUAUUGAAUUCGUUUUUAGGCUAAUUAAAUCAAAAUAAUUAUA
Messenger RNA from Drosophila grimshawi, 1668 nucleotides. Its product is annotated as box C/D snoRNA protein 1. The transcript is spliced from 3 exons. Gene Ontology annotation, biological process: snoRNA localization; maturation of LSU-rRNA from tricistronic rRNA transcript (SSU-rRNA, 5.8S rRNA, LSU-rRNA); box C/D snoRNP assembly. Bases 40 to 1032 code for a protein of 330 amino acids. Lineage: Eukaryota; Metazoa; Arthropoda; Insecta; Diptera; Drosophilidae. Gene Ontology annotation, cellular component: pre-snoRNP complex; nucleus. The record is from RefSeq and is a predicted model, not a curated record.